UCUCAGAUAAGGAAGUGCCAACGCGAAACGAGCUUCGUCUUCGCCUGCACUGCUAAAGCGCAUUAGGAACGCCUUCUGCCUGAUACACAGCUCGUCCGCGCACUGACCCGCGCGGAAGAUGAAGAGGGCCAAAGCAGCAGCAGCAGCAGCAGCCGGCGACGACGCCGCCGCUCCCCGGCAGAAUGGCCCCGCUGGCCGCAGGAAAGGGGAACGGCGGCAGAGCGAAGAGGACGAUGGCGACUGUAACUUCGGUGCAGAUGACCUGCAAGGCGACGACAAUGACCCGGGACUCCGCAGGGAGAUACGGAGCAAGUACCGUGACCUCAUCAACUCGGUGCAACAGAAUCGAGAAGAUAUGCUGAGGCCCUCCAACAACAAGCUCACAGAAGUUUUAGAAGAGGCUAACAAACUCUUUAAAGAUGUACGGCAGGCGAGGGAAGCGGCUCUGGAUGCGCAGCUCCUGGUCGUGGCCACGGAUCUGGGGAAGGAGAAAGCCAGCCAACUGUUCUCCGAGGGCACGGCUUUCGAUUCCGCGGCUUUCGCCGAGCACCUUCUGUCCUUCAUGGGUCUCAACCGCCUGGAGGACGGGGAGGACGACCAGCAGAACGGAGGGGCAGUUGACGGCUACCUGCCCCAGGACGCUUGGCACCGGGUGGCCAGGAGAGCAGAGAGCUGCGUCCGGGCAGCGCCCUCCUUCCACUACAUGAUGGGUUCGUUCCACGCAGAGCCGCCUCCUCCAAAGCAGCGGCUAGAACGGCAAAAGAAGGCCUCCACCAAGGAGGCGAAAAGGAUCAUGCCGACGCAGCUGAAGAGAAUGGAAGGCUCGCAUCAGGAAGCGACAGAGAAGGAGGUGGAGAGGAUCCUGGGAUACCUGAAGAGUUAUUUCCAAGAUGAUCCAACGUCGCCGAUAUUGUAUUACGAGUUUGUCAUCGACCCAAAGUCCUUUUCCCGGACAGUUGAGAACAUUUUCCACACGUCUUUUCUGAUCAGGGACGGCUUGGCCCGCAUGUACUUGGAUAAUUCCAAAUUGCCAUGUAUAGAACCCGUAGAGGAGGGCGAGGUGGAAGCAGGCGGGUCGGUCAGCCGUAAACAAUGCAUCGUCUCUAUUAGCCCCAAAAUGUGGAAGGAGCUUAUUGAGGCCUUCGACAUCAGAGACACAAUGAUUCAGCCGAACACGCAGAAUGAGUGACGCCUCAAACAGAAUGUUGUUUUUACUUGUUGUUGUGUUUUUAAUUUGUAUAUAAUAAAGCCAAAAAGUUCUAAACUGUCAAAGGCCAAAUUUCAGUGAAGGUCACUCUUGUAUCAUAGCACCUUGAGAUCCCAAUCACUCAGUUUCACAUUCAUUUUAAAUUUCUCCUAUUUUUUAUUUUUUUUUACCAUUUUUAGAAGUUUGAAUAAUAAAAAAAUAAAUAUGAGAAAAGGUUGGUACUGUUAUAUUUAAUGUGUUGUUUAUAUAUGUAAUAAUCUGUUUCAAUGUUUGGAUAAUCACUGGUUAGGAAAUUAUGAGCGUAUCUAUGGCGACGGCUGAGCCGGUGGCUAGCAGCUAACUAACUAACUGAGGGGGGGGGGACGCCUCCGCAUGUACAGCUUUGGUUGGAAAGAUUUUGUCAGCCGUUACUGCCUAAAGAGCGCCGUCCAGGACGGCUGCCAUGAGCUCGGUGCCAUGUAAACGAAGCAAAGCCGCUGGGAUACACAUUACUGCACUACAUUUUCACAUAUCUGUAACUACAUGUGUAAUGUGUCCUGAUGUUCAGAGGAUUUGCCAGCAUUUUUUAUGUUGUUUUUAAAUAAAUUUGAAAGUCUUUGUU
Messenger RNA from Gasterosteus aculeatus aculeatus (three-spined stickleback), 1808 nucleotides. RefSeq names its product NSE4A component of SMC5/6 complex (gene nsmce4a). Gene Ontology annotation, cellular component: Smc5-Smc6 complex; nucleus. NCBI's taxonomy places the organism in Eukaryota, Metazoa, Chordata, Actinopteri, Perciformes, Gasterosteidae. Gene Ontology annotation, biological process: DNA repair. The record is from RefSeq and is a predicted model, not a curated record.